CAAUUUCCAUCCUUUGUUGUGGCUUGGUUGGAACCCCUUCAUGAUAGCCCACCAAGUCCAGUUUCUGGCACCCAGCGCGUAGAAUACAACUGAGUUUCACACGACAGCCCCGUGAAAGCUGCGCAUGUUGUGACAUUAUGAAAUGUGACAUCGGAGGCAAUGCUGUGGAACCAAUGAUGAUGCCCCAUGACAACGUUGUUGUGAAAACGGGUCCAAGAAGCUCACUUUUUUGUGCUCGCAAUGGUGGCCUCCAGCGCGGAGGUCCGGGACAGCAGUGUUCUUUGGGACCUCAUACAGUCUUUGCCGACGCUGAUUUCCUCAGCGCCCUCCAGCGCCAGCUUGGACUUUACCAAAAAGACUGCGAUUGAGCUCUUGGGUAAUCUAUGGCAAUGGGUGAAUUCCAGGAAAGACUUUUUAGGACUCGCAUUGGUGAUGAUCUCGCAGCUGCUUGUUCCAGAUCUGAGCAGCAGUCCAGCACAUGAGCUAGAUCGUGCCAGGCAAGUCCAGCAGGCAGCUUCCACAGCAUUCAAACACAUUUGUGUUGGGGGCAAGCUUCAUUUGGAGGACUUGCUACCAGAGCUCUUGGAUCUCUACGGGGUGACUAUGGCGUUGCCCAUCCGGAUGCACCUCUCGAUCGUUGAGGGUGUCGGAUCCGUCGUAGCAAGUCUCAACCAGGAGGACCAGCUUCGAUCUGGACUGGAGCAGAUGGUUGCACCCCUGGCCCAGGGCUUGGACUCUGCAAGGCAGAAGCCACAUCUCCUUGGCGAGAUCUUGGACAGGCUCAUCGUGAUCAUAAAGCAGCUCCACAUGACCGAAAGUAAUGCCAAAGCAACCUGCAUUGGUCACCUGCUUUGCAACACCCUUUGGCCAAUGAUUCGGCAAUGCCUACAUCACCACCCCACAGAUUCGAAGCUGGUUGAGAAGAGCUGCCAGUUGCUGAAGGAUUCCAUGCGCUGUGUGCCUGAUCUCUUCAAGCAUCACCUCCCCGAUGUGGCUCGGACAUUGGUCACCGCCUUCCAGCAGCAUCAGCAUUCGACUUACCUUUACUCGGCAGAGGUUCUAGCUCGUACAUAUGCAAAAGACCCUGAGAAUGUCCCGGUGCUCACCGAGCUGUUCAAUCAGCUUAGCGGCAUUGGCUUGCAAAGCCUCGUCCAUUCGGAAGACAAGCUGGAAGAGAUCCGAGAACUUGCGGAGGCUCGGGAGUCCAUCCCUGCCAUCCUGCAGCCUUGGGCCUUUACCAUGGCGCGGCAGCUUUACGAGUCCGAGUUGCAGGAGGCCCGCUCAAGUCUUGCAAAGCUCCAGGCUGAACUGCAAGAGGCACAGCACUGCGCGAAGCCAAAUGUACAGGUUUCAGAGAGCGAAUGCGCCGGGUGUGUGGCCUUGCGUGCCGAGCUAUGCGCUGCCCAAGAAGAAGCACGGAAGGCCAACGCACGAGCUGCUGCAGCAUCGAAAGCUUGGGGAAGAUGAGCCUUGACCUCGCUGGCUUCGGUUGGCCUGGCAGGCAAACUGGGCCACAAGGUUGUGGAGACUCAUCGUUGUUGCAGCUUGACUGAGCAAUUUGAACGCAUGUGGCCAAUCAAAUCCCACCUUAAUUCACGCAGUAGAGAUGCAGAUAGCAUUUAUUAUGCCCUCACUCCUGCAUUCAGGCAGAAUGCCAGAGUGUCUUUAUUUUGUUCUUUUGUCCAGGGCCAAAGUGGGCACCAGUCACCAUUCAACGUUUGCUUUCCAAAGCAGCAGAAAUGACAAUCACAUGAUUUCGCUUGCAGCCUGGGAUAUGGAUUUACAGUAACCAGGUUGCUGUGAAGAAGGAAAUGAUUUGCGCUGCUGGAC
Durusdinium trenchii is the source of this 1830-nucleotide messenger RNA. The record is from the annotation of a GenBank genome assembly. Lineage: Eukaryota; Dinophyceae; Suessiales; Symbiodiniaceae.